This is a messenger RNA of Melampsora larici-populina 98AG31, 1698 nucleotides long. RefSeq lists its product as uncharacterized. Lineage: Eukaryota; Fungi; Basidiomycota; Pucciniomycetes; Pucciniales; Melampsoraceae. Gene Ontology annotation, molecular function: protein-folding chaperone binding; misfolded protein binding. Gene Ontology annotation, biological process: protein folding in endoplasmic reticulum. The transcript is spliced from 5 exons. Bases 61 to 1698 code for a protein of 545 amino acids. Gene Ontology annotation, cellular component: endoplasmic reticulum. The record is from RefSeq and is a predicted model, not a curated record.
AUUCAUCUCAACCUUUUUUUAAUUCUACCUCUACAUAUAACUAUUCAUUCAUCGACCAUCAUGCGUCCUCGCACUAAUGGUGUGCAGUUGACUGCCAAAGCCUUCUUAAUCUUGACUACAAUUCCUUUGUUGGCUCGACUUAUGAUAUCCGAUUCGAUGGCCUCUGAGAACGCAGAACUCACUACUUCUCAGCUUAUUGACAAAGCCAACUCUUUACUAGCCAGCGGACUUUCUACACAAGCACUCGAGUUGUUUGACUUGGCGCUUGACCGAAACCCUGACGACUAUCUAACUCUAUACAAAAAAGCGACCACACAGAUGAGCUUGGGACAUUAUAACCAUGCCUCUACUUCAUUUCAAAGAGUGCUAGAAUUAAAGGACUUUGAUAAAGCUCGGAUCCAGCUUGCAAAGAUUUACUUGAAACUCGGUGACCUUGAUGCUUGCAAGUCUCAGAUCGAUACACAUUUGGCGGCUGGCAAAGACGUUUCUUCGGUUAUCUCUACCCUUCAGACCGAUCUCGCGAGUACUCGAAAACACCUGAAAGCCUGUAAAACGCACUUGUCAGCCAAGAAAUGGGAUAGUUGUGUGGAAGAAGCUAGUGCUGCUAUUCAGCAUAGUCCUCAGAAUGCCGAAUUACGUCAGAUACGGAGUGAUUGCCAUCUGGCUAGAGGUCACAUACAGGAGGCUGCCGGUGAUUUAACGCGGGUCGCACAACUCAAUCCCAAUAGCGGUAUAGUCGCACUCAAGGUUUCAUUGCUUUCAUCCUUCUUUCUGGCCCAACCUUUAUCUCAAUCAAUCGCUCCAAUUAAAAAAUGUCUUCAUUCAGAUCCAGAAUCUAAACCUUGUAAGAAAGCAUUUCGACUAUUGAAAGCCAUUGAUAAAGAACACGUCAAGCUUCAAAACUUUAUACAAUCUGAUGGAUAUCGCUCAGCAAUCAAGAUCUUGAACCCGAGAGGCAAAGAAAGUGAAGGAUUAUUAGCUCAAGUUCAAGAAGCCAUCAAGUCAUCACAAGUCGUGGAUCCUAAGUCGGGUAUUGAUGAGCCUUUGAUCUCACCCACAAUCGAAAAUCUUGAUCAACAUUCUCAACUUCUGACUACAUUAUACUCAUAUACUUGUAAGGCAUACAUCAAGUUGAAUGAACUUGAGAAAUCUAAAUCGAUCUGUACGAUUCUAUAUGAAAGAGAUCCUAAGCAACCAUGGGGACUAGUUGGUAAAGCUGAAGUUUUAAUCAAAUCAGAGGAAUGGGAAGAAGCUGUCAAACUUUUGAGUCAAGCUUAUGAGCUGAAUGGAGAUGAUCAAGAUAUUGCAGAACGACUUAGAAAAGCUCAAAAAGGAUUGAAAGUCUCUAAACAAAAAGAUUAUUAUAAGGUACUUGGAGUGUCAAGGACAGCGGACGAGAAGACUUUGAAGAAGGCUUAUCGUAAGGCAACUUUGAAGGCACAUCCUGAUAAGGGCGGUUCGCAAGCCAAGAUGGCGGCAUUGAAUGAAGCUUAUGAGGUCCUUUCGAACCCCGAACUUAGAGCCAGAUACGAUAACGGUGAUGAUCCAAAUGAUCCGAAUCAAGGAAGAGGAGGUAAUCCAUUCCAACAGGGAGGUAAUCCAAUCUUUCAACAAUUCUUUCAACAACAAGCAGGUGGAUUUGGUGGAGGUAAUCCAUUUGGUGGUUCAGGUCAACAGUUUAGUUUUAAAUUUGGUUAA